This is a messenger RNA of Glycine soja, 1536 nucleotides long. Its product is annotated as heterogeneous nuclear ribonucleoprotein 1-like. The record is from RefSeq and is a predicted model, not a curated record. NCBI's taxonomy places the organism in Eukaryota, Viridiplantae, Streptophyta, Magnoliopsida, Fabales, Fabaceae. Gene Ontology annotation, cellular component: nucleoplasm. The transcript is spliced from 6 exons. Bases 90 to 1223 code for a protein of 377 amino acids. Gene Ontology annotation, biological process: regulation of gene expression. Gene Ontology annotation, molecular function: RNA binding.
CAAUAAAUAAAAUAAAAAGGGUUUUACAAAAUAUAAACAAUAUCUAGGGUUUCUCUUUCUCUUUUGCAUUCUCUCUGAAUUCGUAUGCCAUGGAGUCACCCGGUAACGAGCAUGUGGUGGGUGGCGCAGAACCCAACGACGUCGUUACGCCCUUUUCCCACAGAGAAGAACCUCACAAUUCCCAACCCCUCACCGGCGACGGUGCCAGUCCCGGAAAGAUAUUUAUAGGUGGUUUAGCGAGAGAAACGACCAUUGCCCAAUUUAUCAAGCACUUUGGUAAGUAUGGUGAGAUCACGGAUUCAGUUAUCAUGAAGGACAGGAAAACUGGGCAGCCUCGUGGAUUCGGGUUUAUAACAUAUGCGGAUCCCUCUGUGGUCGAUAAAGUCAUUGAGGAACCUCAUGUCAUCAAUGGCAAACAAGUUGAGAUUAAGCGGACGAUACCGAGGGGAGCUGUUGGCUCUAAGGAUUUUAGGACAAAGAAAAUUUUUGUAGGUGGAAUUCCUUCAAAUGUGACUGAAGAUGAAUUUAGAGACUUCUUUACACGCUACGGCGAAGUUAAAGAUCACCAAAUAAUGCGGGACCACUCCACCAACCGAUCUCGUGGCUUUGGGUUUAUCACAUUUGAAUCUGAAGAAGCAGUUGAUGAUCUUCUGUCCAUGGGGAACAAAAUUGACUUUGCUGGAGCUCAGGUGGAAAUCAAGAAGGCUGAACCAAAGAAGCCAAACUCAGCACCUCCAUCAUCCAAGCGCUAUAACGACUCUAGGUCUUCAUACAGCAGUGGUGGAUAUGGAGAUGCUUAUGAUGGAUUUGGUGGCAGCUUUGGAAUGGGGGGUGGUUAUAGGUCAGGUGGUGCUUAUGGUGGUGGUAGGGGUAGUGGUGCUUAUGGUGGCUAUGCAAGUGAAUUUGGUGGGUAUGGAGGAUAUGCUGGUGCGAUGGGGCCGUAUAGAGGAGAUCCCUCCCUUGGGUAUGCUGGUCGUUAUGGAGGAAGCUUUAGCAGAGGGUAUGAUCUUGGUGGGUAUGGCGGACCUAGUGAGAAUUAUGGAGCAUAUGGGGCAGGUGGGGGUUCUUCGGGUGGUGCUGGUGCUGGUGCCGGUGCCGGUGCCUACCAAAGUGGCUAUGAUGGAAACCUGGGAGGGGGAUAUGGAGGGGCUAGUGGAGGCCCCUUCUAUGGGAGCACUAGAGGAGGAUACAGCGCUGGUCGAUAUCAUCCUUAUGGAAGAUAAGAUUGGAAACCAAGCAUUUAUAGUCUAGGACUAAUAUGUCUAGCAUCAAAGCAGGUUUGUAGUUUGUGUUUUGUUCAUCAGAUAGAUUAUAUACUCUUUCAAAAAAAAAAAAUUGUCAACGUUACUUUCAUUUAUGAGCAUACCCAUUUCUUGAAAGUCCAAACAAAUUUUCUAUUUGGCUCCCCCUUUGAGUCUGGUUUAUGUAUGUAAGAGCUGCAAAUUGUGUAGACGGGUGUAUUCUCAAUCUUGUUCAUUGUUGCUUGUAAUGCUUCUAAUUACCAUCUUUUGUUUUUUAUUUGAUUUAAUUACUCCA